Gymnodraco acuticeps is the source of this 4444-nucleotide messenger RNA. It is a transcript of the gene add1, whose product is annotated as adducin 1 (alpha). Gene Ontology annotation, biological process: barbed-end actin filament capping; positive regulation of adherens junction organization; positive regulation of establishment of endothelial barrier. NCBI's taxonomy places the organism in Eukaryota, Metazoa, Chordata, Actinopteri, Perciformes, Bathydraconidae. Gene Ontology annotation, cellular component: adherens junction; focal adhesion; cytoskeleton. The record is from RefSeq and is a predicted model, not a curated record. Gene Ontology annotation, molecular function: actin filament binding.
AGCUGAUUCUCCAAUCACUUUUGGUGAUGCUGUCACGUGGCUCUGGUUGACCAAUAGCCAGCCGCAGAUUAACCAGUUUGCCGCACCCAAGUAGGAUGAUGGUGGCUCGUUGAAGCGACGCAGGGACGACGAAUGUAGAGAGAUAAACCCACUCUGAGAUCACCAGGGUAGGGAUAAAGAUAGUGAAACCCACCGUCCUGCUUUCAACGGUCACUGUUUAUUCAUUUCAUCACAUCAAAGAGAGGGAGGCCAGCCCAGGAUGAACGGCGACUCAGGUGCCGGCGUGGUGACGGCCCCCCCUCCCACCACAGCCCCCCACAAGGAGCGGUACUUCGACCGGGUGGACGAGAGCAGCCCGGAGUACCAGAGGGAGAGAAACAUGGCCCCCGACCUGCGGCAGGACUUCAACAUGAUGGAGCAAAGGAAGAGGGUCUCCAUGAUACUACAGAGCCCGGCGUUCUGCGAUGAGCUGGAGACGAUGAUCAAUGAUCAGCUGAAGAAGGGGAAGACGCCCACCAGCCUUCUGGCUCUGCAGCAGAUCGCAGACUUCAUGACCACCAGCAUGCCUUCCAUGUAUCCCGCCGCACCGCAGGGAGGCAUGGCGGCGCUCAAUAUGAGUUUGGGCAUGGUGACUCCAGUGAACGAUCUGCGUGGCUCAGACUCUAUUUCCUAUGACAAGGGCGAGAAGCUGCUCCGCUGCAAGCUGGCUGCCUUUUAUCGGCUGGCUGACUUGUUCGGCUGGUCCCAGCUCAUCUACAACCACCUCACAGUCCGGGUGAACUCAGAUGAGGAGCGCUUCCUACUUGUCCCUUUUGGGCUCCUGUACAGUGAAGUCACCGCCUCCAGUCUGGUGAAAGUGAACAUUCAGGGGGAGAUAGUGGACCGGGGAAGCACCAACCUCGGGGUGAACAAGGCGGGCUUCACUCUCCACUCUGCCAUCUACGCGUCACGGCCCGAUGUCAAGUGUAUCGUACAUAUACACACAUCUGCGGGUGCUGCGGUUUCGGCCAUGAAAUGCGGCCUGUUGCCCAUCUCACCUGAGGCUCUGUCCCUGGGGGAGGUGGGAUAUCACGACUACCAGGGCAUACUGGUGAACGAAGACGAGGUUGCUGUCAUACAGAAGAACAUUGGGACUAAUAGAAAGGUGCUCAUCCUGAGGAACCAUGGCCUGGUGACUGUAGGCGAAACAGUGGAGGAAGCUUUCUAUUACAUUCACAAUCUGGUUACCGCCUGUGAGAUUCAGGUGCGAACACUGGCUAGCGCUGGAGGGCCAGAUAAUUUGGUGAUGCUGGACCCAACAAAGUACAAGUCACGCCCGAGGGUCCCGGAGUCAGUUGGGGACGGGUCCUCUGUACACCCCAAGUGGCAAAUCGGGGAGCAGGAGUUUGAGGCUCUCAUGAGAAUGCUCGACAACUUGGGCUACAGGACGGGCUACCCUUACCGCUGCCCAGCAUUGCAAAACAAAUCUAAAAAGUACAGUGACGUGGAGAGCGCUUCCUCCGGUCACGGGGGCUACUCUUACGGGGAGGACAGUGACUCAGGUGCUCGCUCACCGCUGAAGCAGAGCUUCCAGCGCGGCCAAGGCAGCAAGACCCGCUGGCUCAAUGCGGGGGGGCGGCCCGACGAGCCGCUCGAGGACGGGCCCGACGGCAGCAGCCCCAAGUCGAAGCCUAAGUGGACAAAGGAAGACGGACUCCGACAGGCUGCCGUAGCCAAUCAGUUCAUCCCAUUGAACACCAACCCAAAAGAUGUCCUGGAGAUGAGGAAUAAGAUCCGGGAGCAGAAUCUGCAGGACAUAACAACAGCAGGGCCGCAGUCCCAGGUUCUGUGUGCCGGGACUGGGAUGGAGCGCAGCUUCAACCAGGACGCCCCUCUGUCUAACUGUACAGACACUAUUGACGGCCUCGAUGAGUCCGAGGGGUCCUAUAGUCCUGCUAAAUCAUUUAGAAAGGGGGAGCUAGUGACCGCAUCCAAGGCCAUCAUCGAGAAGGAGUACCAGCCCAGGGUCAUCGUCAGCAAGCAGGGUCCCAACCCCUUCACCAAACUCACCGACCAGGAGAUGGACGAGUACCGCAGGGAGGUGGAGCAGAACCAGAAAGGGCCUGAAGACCUGGAACAGCUAGCAGAGCCUGAGGAGGAGCCAAAAAGCCAGAAACCCACCGCCACACCCCCGAGCACCCCUGCCAGAGCAGAGGAAGAGUCUUUGCCUGAUCAAACGUAUAAGGAUGAGAGCGACUCCGCCACCCUGAGACAGACCCUUCCAGAUUUAACACCCGACGACCCCUCCGAUGCCCCGGCACUUCCUGCCGAAGAAGACUCCGCCCUUGUCCCCGCAGACGCAGCUGAGGGCGAGGAACCCGCUGACGCUUGUGACCAGGAGGGAGAAGAGUCUCCCAGCAAGUCACCCUCCAAAAAGAAAAAGAAGUUCCGCACUCCUUCCUUCCUAAAGAAAAACAAGAAAAAGACUGCAGAGUCCUAGAUUGGAGAAUGUUGGAUCGGUCCUCACGGCUGGCUGCUGCCUCUUUUCAUUUCCGCUUUUGUCUGCUACCAUUGCACCCUUGGAGCAAGCCUCAGUAACACAGUUAUGCUUUUUAUUGUUUUGAUAUCAUUUGUCGCGGGCUUAUUAACCUAUUUUUCCUCGUUAGUGUGUGCCAAUUUUGUAUACAGUGUAAAAAUGAUUGAUUGCAAAGGUUUUUAAUUAUUAGAGGCUUUUUAAGUUGUGAGUGAUGCAUUCUGUCUUGUCUAUUCCAUCUGGCCUUUGAUGCAUGUAUUUUACCACAGGCCCAAACACUAAAUGUGAGGUUUAAGGGUUUUAUUGCCCUCAUUUUUUUUUAAAGAGUAAUACUAAACUGUUGUAACCACUAGAAUGUAUUGGGAUUGUAUCAACAAACAAAAAAAAUGUGUCUUUUAAAAAAAACAGUAAAUUCAGAAGAAGCUUGUGCUCUGAUUUAACUGGUGGUACAUUUAGACAGCAAGAACUACAAAUUACAUAGUGCUAAUUUUACCUCUGCAGCUGUGCACCCAUGUAAUUACAUGUUAAAAGGCCAGGAGAAUUACAGUUGGGUUGUUAACAGUUCAUUACUUAUGGGGAAAUGCAGUCAUACAAAGUCUAUAAUAAUGUCUCCAUAAUCCUGUUUUUCAUUCAAUCAUCCACAAGCUAAAUCCCACGUGGGUGUCAACGCAAUCUUCUACCUAAAGCAUUUAACACAGCCUUAGCUUACAGGUAUGUUGUAGAGUGCUUUAGAUAUUUUAUAUGAUGUGGAAGUUGGUUUUAAAAUGUCUCCAAACUGAUUAUUCUGCGGUGCUGCAAAACUGCACAUGGAAAUGUUUGAGAUUUUUAGCGUGGGUCACAACAACGUGUGAGUCAUCCCGGGAAGCGUCAGCAAGCAUUGUUGAUUAUUCCAAGGGCUGAUUAUAUAUUUACUGUUAUUCUUUAGUAUGAAGGAAUGUGUACAAAAUAAUUCUCACUCAAUGUUUUUCAUUUAUUCUAAUUAUAUAAGCCUGCAUUUGUUUUACUUUUGGUCUAUCUGCUUCGCAGAAAUCGGCAGAAAAGUUACAUGUGUGAAAUUUCAGUUUUUUUGUUGCGUUUUCUCAAGUAUUAUCACUAUGAUUGCUGUGAGGGAGCACUGUGAACCUCUUUUGUAAACCACUGUCUUGGGAUUUGGACCACAUGUACCAUCAUUAACAUAGAUACAGUUGCUACAGAACAUGUAAAACUAUUAUGAAGCUGCAUGAUCAAUCGUAUGUCAGAACUAUCAACCUGGACUCUCCUGUGUAAAACUCCACUAUGAGCAAAUAGACAUCGAAUGCCUGUGUGUUUCCAGCUGCAGUAUAGACAAAAUGUACACUGGAGAAGCAUUUAUUUGAUGUCACUGAUGUAUAAUCAAUAACGGUAUCGCAAAUGAUCUGUGCUUAAGGUUGCAGGGCAUUUAUACGAAGGCCAAUCUCCAUGCAUUGCUUCCUAACGUGCUUUUAUUCUUCCUGUUAAGUGACUGUUUAGUCUUCAGUCUAUCCAACUCGUGGUGACGGGAAGCUUCUACUAAUCUGAAGCGCUGAAUAAACCUUUGUUCACGACAGAUGGUGCAUCUACACUAUUGCAUACAAGCUGAGAAUAUCUAACUCAUGAAGGUGUGCAUGUGUAGAGUGCCUAGUGUGUGUGCUGUCCUUUAAGUCACUAACUACCCUUUUAUUUCAGUUAUAUGUUAGCUUUAGUGUGCUGAUAACAAAACUAAGUCAUUGUAGACAUGGUUUUCAUCCUAGUCUGGUUUUUUCUUAUAUUAAAUAUCACAUCUAUGCUGAUUUGUUCUCUUUGUCUGAGGUACUUCCAAUUGAAAUGUUUCUCAUCAUUAUACCAUCUACAGACAUAAUACUUCCACCUCUCUUCUCUCAUAGUUCUGGCUGUUUUACAACCAUGAAUUAAAACAAACACUUACCUUGAAAAUCA